Messenger RNA from Calypte anna (Anna's hummingbird), 3464 nucleotides. RefSeq names its product optineurin (gene OPTN). Gene Ontology annotation, cellular component: nucleus; cytoplasm; Golgi apparatus. The transcript has 14 exons. Bases 229 to 1908 code for a protein of 559 amino acids. The record is from RefSeq and is a predicted model, not a curated record. NCBI's taxonomy places the organism in Eukaryota, Metazoa, Chordata, Aves, Apodiformes, Trochilidae. Gene Ontology annotation, biological process: protein localization to Golgi apparatus; regulation of canonical NF-kappaB signal transduction; Golgi ribbon formation. Gene Ontology annotation, molecular function: K63-linked polyubiquitin modification-dependent protein binding.
AGGCGCGGGGCGGGGGCUGCCCCUGAGGCGAGCCCGGCGCAGGGACACGGCGGGCGGAGGCCGAUUUGCGUUCGCCCGUGGCCGUGGGCGGGCUCGCCCGGUGACUCGGCGGAUCCGGAGUGGGCCUGCGGGGAGGGCGAGCCGCGCCGGGGAAGGGCGAGCGGGGAAACGCCGGUUUGCGGCUCUCGGAGGCCGUCCCCGGGAGGGAGGGAAGUAGAUGCUUCAGAGAUGUCCAGCAAGUCGAAGAGCCGUCCUGCUGAAAAUGGAGAGCAUGCCAGGAGUAAAAUGGAAAAUGGAACAGACAGUAUGGCAGCCCCCGUCCUUAGUACCUACACCCCAGAAGAGAUGGUACAACAGAUGAAAGAACUGAUCACUGAGAACAAUGAGUUAAAAGAAGCCAUGAAGGUUCAUAACCAAGCCAUGAAGGACAGAUAUGAGGAGCUUUCUGCCUGGAGGGAGAAGCAGAAAGAAGAACGAGAAUUUUAUGAAUUAAAGUUCAAGGAAGCUAAGCAGUGCUUGGAAGCCAAGUGUAUUGAAAAUGAACAGCUACAGCAACAACUUCAGAGCUUAAAGGAAAGAGAAGAAGUGGCUGAAAUGAAUUUGUUAUCCCAGGAGGCUCCUGAGAAGGCAGUGAGGCAGCUGAAAUCCCAGGUGCAGAGGCUCCAGGCUGAGAAAGCAGAUCUGCUAGCCAUCAUUUCAGAACUGCAAGUCAAGCUGAACAUCUCCUCAGCAGAUGAUUCAUUUGUGGAGAUUGGGAUGAAUGAAGGAGAAAUAAAUAGAACUGCAAAGGAACAUCAAGAGAGUAGUGGUGAAAUGCCCAGUAACAUUGCUUUCUACAUCAGGAGCAAAUCUGUAGAUGGAUCAAAGAAUUUGGAGUCUGAGGAUCUGACUGUGAGCCACUUGCUGUGCUGCCUUAGAAAUGAAACACAGAAGAGGGAAAAGCUUGAGAAGGAGCUUCAGGAUACCAAAGAGAGACUGAUAGAGCUGGAGAAGGAGACCAGCAAUUGCCUGGAGACUGGGACACAAACUGAGCAGGAGAAAGAGGAGAGUUCAGAGGCUGUUGGCAGUGAAGUAGAAACCCUGAAUUUGCAAGUUUGUGCUCUGUUUAAAGAGCUUCAGGAAGCUCACGAGAAGUUAAAAGAAGCAGAGUUGAUUCAGAAGAAGCUUCAAGAAAAGUGCCAAGGGCUGGAAAGAAAAAGCUCAGCAGCAGCAGACUUGGAGGAGAUGCAGCAGCUAAUGUACACUGUCAAGAAACUGGAACUUCAGUUGGAGAGCAUGCAGACAGAGGUCAAGCUGGAACAAGCCAAGACACAUGAAGAAAAGACAAGAUAUAGUGCCUUGCAGGAUGCAUACAGCAAACUCCUUUCUGAACUCACUGAGGCAAAGAGAACAGUUGAUGAAAUGAAACUCAAAGAGCUGAAUAGAGUGGAUAAAGUUGUGGUGGAACAACUGAAUGCAAAGGUGGAGUUGGCAGAACAAGCCCUUGCUGCAAAGCAGCUCCAAAUAGAUGAAAUGAAGCAGAUAAUUGCUAAGCAAGAGGAGGACCUUGAAACCAUGGCUGUGCUCCGUGCUCAGAUGGAGGUUUAUUGUUCUGAUUUCCAUGCUGAGAGGGCAGCAAGGGAGAAGAUCCACGAGGAGAAGGAGCAGUUGGCUGUCCAGCUGGCAUACCUGCUGAAAGAGCAACAAAACCUUGAAGAUCUUGGCCGAAACUCUUUGGCAGAGAUGCAGAAUCGCCACGGGGCCAGGGCACCAGACCAGGAACAUUCUCCUCACCUUGUCCAAAGAGGCACUGGUAGUCAUGACUGGCCAGAACAGAGGAAUAUCUCAAUGUAUUCAUGUCCCAAAUGUCAAGAAAUUCUACCUGAUUUGGACACACUGCAGAUUCAUGUUAUGGACUGCAUUAAGUGAGUGAUGCUCUCCAAUUCUUCAUCUUCUGGAGUUUCACCAACUAAAACACAACAACCUUUUUUCUUCCUGUUUGAAUAAUGCUCAACUCUACAUCACAAGGAGGAGGUUUUCAGGGGUUUUUUCAUUAAUCCGAUGGGGAAGGGGUAAAACUCCUACCUUGCCUAAUCACAAAUCUUGUUUUAAUCUACUUUAGAAAAAUAAUUUUCAUAGGGUAACAACAUGGGUGAACUCCCAGUGUGUCUGCUGCUAUAAAAUCUCUAAGGAACAUUCCCCUGAUGUGCUCUGCUUUUGUGGCCAUCUCACAGGGUGGGGCUGAAUCACUAAAGUCAGAAGGGAGAUGUACUGACCAGUUAAAGUACUAUGAUCCUGUAAAUACUUCAUCUCUCAUAUACUAUAUAUCAGGAAACAUACAUUUUAAAAAGCUGCUUGAGAAGCAAAAUGGAGUAGUGCUUUAUUCAUCAAGCAUUUGAAAUGAACCCCAGUUUCACCAAAUGGCAGUUUUAUUGCUGUCCUUGUGGCAGUACUAAACUGAUGUUAAUUUUUUUGGUUGUUAAUAUAUCUUCUUGCUUUAGCCAGAUGUGGGUAAGGUUCAAAACAGAUCAUUUAGAUCUGAUAUAUGUAGCUUCUGGUGUACCUAAGUCACUUGGUUUUUAUAGGACUGUUAAUUUUUAAGGUGUUGUGUUGAUUCUACUUUAUUAUAAUAAAUUCUUUUGAACCUGUACAGUAUUGUGCUAGAAAGAGACAAGAUAGAUGUAACCUAAUUUAAAAAAUAUAAUGGAUUUUCACGUCUCAAAAUAAAUAUAUUGCAAGGAUAAAGUUAUCUCUGCCUGUGGAUAUUUGGAGUCUGAAACACGAUUGCAAAUACCUAUGGCUGAAAAGCUCAUGUAGAUAGAACUGUUGUGUAUUAGAUCUGUUCCUGUCCUUACUGGUGUUUUUAUUAUCCAAACAAAAACCAGUUCUUGACAUUUUAUAUGAAAGGGAAACAUACAGCCCUUAAAAAAAAAAUGAAGCAGCAUGAGUGGCAGGAAACAACUCAACCAAAUUGAUGGGAUCCAUGCAAAUGAAUUGAAUGUCUUUUGCAAAUAGCUGACAGUUGCACUAUAGGAAACUGAGAGGGAAGAGAAAUGAAAUUGAUGCAUAAAAACCUGUGAGCAGCUACAGUGGUGUCUCCUUAUGGCAUCAUCUUCCUGAUGAAGAAAAGAAAAUGUUGGUGUCUUCUGCCCAAGUUGGAAGGUGUUAACUGCCCAGUUGGAAGCCUCCAGGUGAUUUUGGACUGAUCUGUCAACUUUGAUACAGGGAGAGGUUUUUGUUUUUUUCCCUCCACUGUUCAAAAUGGAAAUUCUGGAAGCAAAUACUCCAGGACUCACUACAACCCAGGAGUUAAAUCUGAUCCAUCAUGCUCCAUGGUAGGUUUGUUAGGUUCACUGAGGAGCGCCAAUAAGAUUUGUUUGUGCCCAGCCCACUUUACUCUGACUGCCAGAAUUAUGAGCUGAGUGUUCAGAAGGAUGUGGGUGGGAUGGUCACAUAACUGGCAUAUUAAAGUGUUUUCAGUAGCA